AGGCGCACGCCCUCCCGGCUAGGGGUGCGGGGGUGGGCGGGGGGAGCCCGUUGCCAUGGAGGCUGCCGCUGGAUGGCACGCAGCUCCCCGGCCGGCCCUCCCCGCUUCCCCCGCCCCAGGUAGGCGCUGCCUCCCCUCCCGCCUCCCCAAGCCCCCCCGGCCGUGGGAAGGGGCCGGGCCAGCCUCCUGACGUCUGUCUGUGCCGGGCUCGGAAGAUGGCUGCGGAGCCGAGCGGCGGGCAGCGGCUGCGGCGGUGGCUGCGGGGCGCCGGGAGCGCGGCGGGCCGGGGCUCCGCCUUGCCCGCGGGCAGCUGAGCGGCGGAACACCGCACUAGGCGCGGCGGCCAGCGGCAGUAGCCGGGGUUAGCCGGCGCUGCGCUCCGCUCCCCGGCACCAUGAACCGCACCGAGGACGCAGUCAAAGAGAAAUUACUGUGGAACGUCAAAAAGGAGGUAAAGCAGAUCAUGGAAGAAGCCGUCACCAGGAAGUUUGUGCAUGAAGACAGCAGCCAUAUCAUUGCUCUGUGUGGUGUGGUAGAGACCUGCCUGCUGCAUCAGCUGAGGCGUCGGGCUGCAGGCUUCCUGCGCAGUGACAAGAUGGCUGCCCUCUUCACCAAGGUGGGGAAGACCUGUGUGGUAGCCGGAGAGGUCUGCCGAAAGGUGCAGGAGCUGCAGCAGCAGGUGGAGAGCAAGAAGUCAACAGGAGGCAACCAGGAGGCCCUUCGGAGACAGGGCUCAACUGGAGGGAAGCCCCCAAGUCUGAGCCCCCAGGCCCUGAGGCACAUUUGGGUGCGCACUGCCCUCAUUGAGAAAGUGCUGGACAGAAUUGUCCAGUAUAUUGUGGAGAACUGCAGCAAAUACUAUGAAAAAGAAGCCCUGCUGGCGGACCCCGUGUUUGGCCCCAUUCUGGCCUCUCUUCUAGUGGGACCCUGCGCUCUGGAGUAUACCAAGCUGAAGACAGCAGACCACUAUUGGACGGACCCGUCUGCCGAUGAGCUGGUCCAGAGGCACCGCAUCCGGGGCCCCCAUGGCCGGCAGGACUCGCCCUCCAAGCGUCCGGCCCUGGGAGUCCGGAAGCGACACUCCAGUGGGAGCGCGUCGGAAGACCGGUUUGCAGCCUCGGCUCGUGAGUAUGUGGAGUCCCUCCAUCAGAAUUCUCGAACGCACCUGCUCUACGGCAAGAACAACGUGCUGGUACAGCCGAAGGAAGACAUGGAGGCUGUCCCUGGCUACUUGUCCUUGCACCAAUCUGCAGAGAGCUUGACGCUCAAGUGGACCCCCAACCAGCUCAUGAAUGGAACUCUGGGAGACUCCGAGCUGGAGAAGAGCGUGUACUGGGACUAUGCCCUGAUCGUGCCCUUCAGCCAGAUUGUCUGCAUCCACUGCCACCAGCAACAGAAUGGUGGAACACUAGUGCUGGUGAGCCAGGACGGUAUCCAGAGGCCCCCUUUGCACUUCCCUCAGGGGGGCCACCUCCUGUCCUUCUUGUCCUGCCUGGAGAAUGGGCUUCUGCCCCGAGGACAACUAGAGCCACCACUGUGGUCCCAGCAGGGAAAGGGGAAGGUCUUCCCCAGGCUGCGGAAGCGGAACAGCUCCAUGCGGCCUAUGGAUCUGGAGGAGACGGUGAUGGAUGAAAGUCGGGCCACCGACUACGUGUUCCGGAUCAUCUACCCGGGCCACAAGCACGAGCACAUCACUAUUAACUACCACCACUUAGCUGCCAGCCGCGCGGCCUCGGUGGACGAUGAUGAGGAAGAGGAGGAUAGACUACACGCGAUGCUGUCAAUGAUCUGCUCGCGGAACCUCACAGCUCCCAAUCUGAUGAAAGAUGCUGGGGACAUGAUUGAGAUGCAAGGCUUCGGGCCAAGCCCGCCAGCCUGGCAGUUCGAGCCUCCAAUUGGCCGAAGCUCCUGUCUCUCCUGUUCUAUCCGAGGUUCGCCCUAUGACCCACCCAACUACUGCAACUGUGCCCAGGACAGGAUGCCCCUGAGACUGCUGUGUGAGAAUAUGAAGAGGCAGAUCAUGUCCCGGGCCUUCUAUGGAUGGCUGGCAUACUGCCGACACCUGUCCACUGUCAGGACCCACCUUUCGGCCCUGGUCCAUCAUAAUAUCAUCCCGCCUGACCGGCCCCCGGGAGCUUCCGGAGGGCUCACCAAGGAUGUGUGGAGCAAGUACCAGAAAGAUAAGAAGAACUACAAGGAGCUGGAGCUUCUGAGGAGAGUGUACUAUGGGGGUGUGGAACAUGAGAUCCGAAAAGACGUCUGGCCUUUCCUGCUGGGACACUACAAGUUCGGCAUGAGCAAGAAGGAGAUGGAGCAGGUGGAUGAGGCUGUGGCAGCCCGAUACCAGCGGGUCCUGGCGGAGUGGAAGGCCUGUGAGGUGGUAGUCCGGCAGCGGGAGCGGGAAGCCCACCCAGCCACGCUCACCAAAUUCUCCUCAGGCAGCAGCAUCGACAGCCACGUCCAGCGCCUCAUUCACCGAGACUCCACCAUCAGCAAUGAUGUGUUCAUUUCCGUGGAUGAGAUGGAUCCCCCUGAGAUGGGACCAAAGUGUCCUGAAGAUGCCGGGGCUGACCCGGGGCCGUCGGCGGGAACGCCGGGCACCGUGAUUGUGGAACAGCAGCAGUCUGUAGAAUUUGACUCUCCGGACUCGGGGCUGCCGUCUUCUCGAAACUAUUCAGUGGCUUCUGGAGUCCAGUCCAGCAUCGAUGAUGGGCAGAGUGUGGGGUUCGAGGAGGAAGACCAAGGAGAGGAGGAGGAGCUGGACCAGUCUGCUUCUGGGCCCCACGCCUCUCUCUAUGAGCCCCCAGACCCUGGCCAGGAAGAUGCCCCACAGUCCAGUGAGCUGGGGGCAGGGGAAGAGCUGGCUGCCGUCUGUGCUGCUGCCUACACUAUAGAGUUGCUGGACACGGUGGCCUUGAACCUCCAUCGGAUCGACAAGGACGUGCAACGGUGUGACCGAAACUACUGGUACUUCACGCCCACCAACUUGGAGAAGCUCCGCAACAUCAUGUGCAGCUAUGUAUGGGAGCAUCUGGACGUGGGCUAUGUGCAGGGCAUGUGUGAUCUGCUGGCACCCCUCAUGGUCAUCCUUGACAAUGAUCAACUGGCUUAUAGCUGCUUCGGCCAACUCAUGAAGAGGAUGAGCCAAAACUUCCCCAAUGGCGGGGCCAUGGACACACACUUUGCCAACAUGCGAUCACUCAUCCAGAUCCUGGAUUCAGAGCUCUUUGAAUUGAUGCACCAGAAUGGAGACUACACUCAUUUCUACUUCUGCUAUAGAUGGUUCCUGCUAGAUUUCAAGAGAGAGCUGCUCUAUGAGGAUGUCUUUGCUGUGUGGGAAGUGAUCUGGGCUGCCAGACAUAUCUCUUCGGAGCACUUUGUCCUGUUCAUCGCCUUGGCCCUGGUGGAAGGAUACCGGGAGAUCAUCCGAGAUAACAACAUGGACUUCACAGACAUUAUCAAGUUUUUCAAUGAGCGGGCGGAGCAUCAUGACGCCCAGGAGAUCCUGAGAAUCGCCAGGGACCUGGUCCAUAAAGUGCAGACGCUGAUUGAGAACAAGUGACCUUGGCAGCGGCAUUUGUGAGAGGAGGCGGAGGAGGAGGCAAGAGGCCGCCCAGGCUCCCCGAGCCCCCGGAUGGGGCAAGUGGAGGGGAUGGCCCCGUCGGGACGGCAAUCACCUUCCCCCCACCAACCUGAAUCCCAAACCAUGCUCCUGAGGCCUCUUCCCUGCAGUGCCAUCCCCCCCAAGAGUAAUUUGGAGAUUGAGAGAGGGGGAACUCCAGGUUUUCCCAUGGGUUGCAGGACUGGCCUGUGGAGUCCGCCUCUGGGUCAGAGGGAAGAAUGACUGGGAGUUGGAGAGCUUCGUCUGGGUCUUGACUGGGAGCAGCCCACCCUGGACCCCUGAUGCCUCAGGCCUGUGACAGACGCUCUCUGGGACAACUACCUCCCUGCCCCCACCCCAGCCCCAAGGAAACCCCUUUCAGGGUCACCUGAGGAAUAGCCAGAGGCCCCAGGCAAGACCCUUAGGGAGAUCCAGCUUGAGGGGUGUCUCCCUCAGGGGUAGCGCCAGCGGCUCUCCGAUAGAAUCUGGCCUGAGACGCCCCUCCGGGAUGGGGAGAAGAUAUAUUCAGACCAGACUGGAGGAUGGCUCAGGAGGCUGCAGGGGCCAGCGCCUCCCUGAUGCCCUCUCUUACCUUCAGAAAAGCGGGGAGGGGGGCUGGGUGGUCCGGCAGCUGCCCGCCUGCACGCAGUCACAGAAGCCCUUUUUGGGAGGCCAGACUCCUGCCCUGCUACACAGUGUGUGUGUGGGGGUGCUGCAGCAGGGCUCUGGGGAGCGAUUCUGGGGCUACCUUGGCAGGUGUCCCAGCUCCUCAGUGCGGUCCAGGAGCUGAUUCCGGGAUGUUUGGGAGGGAGGGAGGGAGAGAGGGAGGGCGGGGAAUAGCCUGGAGCUGCCCCAGGGCCCUGAGCCCUCCAGCACUUGCCUGCCUUUCUAUUCCCGGUGCCCCAGGGCCCCUCCUGUGUGUGUUCGGCUGUCCGUGGUCCUGAAACGGUGCAACGCGGCUCCUCCCAGGCUGGAAGGAGUUUAUUUCCUGAAGGCUCCUAGUCCGAACCCCCCCCCCCCCUUUUUUUUUUUUAAGAGCAACAGCUUGAGCCCCAGCUUGCUUGUGACCCAGUUUCUGUGCGUCAGGCCUCCUGCGUGGAGAAGGCACUCGGGUGGCCGCCCGCCCCUCUCAGGGACCCUCCCCUGGAGCUCUGGAAGCAGCCCAGGCCUCCGCCCCACAGGUGCCUCCCUGCUCCCCUGGAGCCCGCUCCAGAAUAUCCCCAGGAGUCGCACCAGGAUGCCGGAUCCUCCCCUUGGGCUCCCUGCCCUCCCCCCGCCUGGCCGAGCAUUGGGGGCAGAGGGGCAGGGAGAGGGCGGAGAAGCUCCAGGGGCAUGGCUGGAUCGCCCCUCCGGUGGGGAAACGGGAGGAGGAACGAGGGAGAUGGCCGCUCCCCAGCGGAGCCCAAACCUCUGCCUGAGGCCCGAGCCCACCGCUGGGCACCCCUGGAGUCCUCAAGUGCCAACACUGCCCUAGGCUUGGGGGGGGCCGGGACCCUGGCCCCCAACACAGCCGACUCUAGAAUGUAGAGACCCACGAGCAGGCUCUGAGGGAUCCCUCCCACCUCAGACAACAUCUCUUACCCCGGCGAGAGGAUGGGGGCUGGGCUCCUCCUGCCCCCCCCAAGGCCUCCUCCCCUCUGGAGGAAGGGCCCACCCCCAGGGCCUCCCUCCCCUUAGCAUGCCUACUGCUCUCCUGACCCAGCCUCCUCCUCCCCCACCCCCCACCCGCAGGCCCUGUUAGGGGGGAGGGCACAGUGAGGGUGCAUUUGCCACUGGGGCCUUCUGAGCUCCUCUGUGGGCCUGCUGUCAUUUACUAGAACAAUGGGGGGACCCCUUGGGAGACUGCCCCCCAGCCUGCCCUCCCCCGUGCCCCAGCCUGUGCACUGCCUGUUUGGGGUGCGCCCGUGAGGCCGCAUGUGCCGCCCUGUGCCCGCCUCGGUGCCACCCUGUGCCCUCCUCAGUGCCGCCGGUGUGCGCCAGGAGCAGAAAGCUCGGUGGGCUUCCUCUGUUUCCCGGCUCGGAUGUUCUCGUGCUGUCCAUUGUAAUCGAACCAAUAAACGCUGACUUUGGUGA
This is a messenger RNA of Sarcophilus harrisii (Tasmanian devil), 5674 nucleotides long. It is a transcript of the gene SGSM2, whose product is annotated as small G protein signaling modulator 2. The transcript has 24 exons. The coding region runs from base 395 to 3562 and encodes 1055 amino acids. Gene Ontology annotation, molecular function: GTPase activator activity. NCBI's taxonomy places the organism in Eukaryota, Metazoa, Chordata, Mammalia, Dasyuromorphia, Dasyuridae. The record is from RefSeq and is a predicted model, not a curated record.